Messenger RNA from Arabis nemorensis, 441 nucleotides. NCBI's taxonomy places the organism in Eukaryota, Viridiplantae, Streptophyta, Magnoliopsida, Brassicales, Brassicaceae. The record is from the annotation of a GenBank genome assembly.
AUGGCGAUGACAUCAGCAGCUACGGGAUUUGUUAUGACGGCAAAUGUCACGGCGACUGUAGGCGGCGGUUCUCCGGCGUCUUCGAAGAUCGCCGCCGUGUCUUUCUUGCCGAUGAGAAGCUUCGGUUCGAGGCUAGUGGUCAGAGCGGCGGAUGAUGCUUCUCCGGAAACUACCUCGUCGGAGGGUUCUUCGACCACCGCCGCUGCUCCGGCAGAAGCUCCGGCCGCGAAGCCUAAACCUCCUCCGAUUGGCCCCAAGAGAGGAUCUAAGGUUAAGAUUCUACGGAAAGAAUCAUACUGGUACAAGAACGUUGGAUCAGUCGUGGCCGUUGAUCAGGACCCAAAGACCCGAUAUCCGGUUGUGGUCCGGUUCUCGAAGGUUAAUUACGCGAAUAUAUCGACCAACAACUACGCACUGGACGAGAUCGAAGAAGUCAAAUGA